Racocetra persica is the source of this 523-nucleotide messenger RNA. NCBI's taxonomy places the organism in Eukaryota, Fungi, Glomeromycota, Glomeromycetes, Diversisporales, Gigasporaceae. The record is from the annotation of a GenBank genome assembly.
CAUGGAUGAAUUGCUGGAGCACGUUAAAAAUACUGUCAUAAAAAACGAAAUGGACGAUGAAAUAAUAAUCCUAAAUGUUGGUGGUGUUAAAUUCGAAACCACUCGUAAUUCUUUAAUUGCUCAUCCAGAAACAACAUUAGGAAAAUUAUUUAAUCCUAAAAGUCCUGAACCACUUAAACCAAUUUAUCCUGGUGGUAACGAGUAUUUUAUUGAUCGAAAUGGUCAUGCUUUUUAUUACAUUCUAGAGUAUUAUCGUACUGAAUUGGAAAUAGAAUAUUUUAAGAUCCCCAUUCAUUCUGAAAAACGUGCUGCUCGUAAUUUACAACAAGGUGUUACAAUUGUCGACAAAUUUUGCGAAAAAAUGAUACCUUUUAUUAACGAAGCGGCAAGCAGAUUUAUUUCAGAUGUCACAGUUUAUUAUACUGUAGGUGGCGGUAGUUGUAACUGCGGGCCAUUUUCAAUCGGAAAUUGGUUUGGUGAAUUUGCUAAACAAGGCUAUGCACUAUUUAAUAACGAAAGGAUA